Messenger RNA from Bradysia coprophila, 1750 nucleotides. Its product is annotated as methylenetetrahydrofolate reductase (NADPH). Gene Ontology annotation, molecular function: FAD binding; methylenetetrahydrofolate reductase [NAD(P)H] activity. Gene Ontology annotation, biological process: tetrahydrofolate interconversion. Gene Ontology annotation, cellular component: cytosol. Lineage: Eukaryota; Metazoa; Arthropoda; Insecta; Diptera; Sciaridae. The record is from RefSeq and is a predicted model, not a curated record.
UGAAAUAAAAAAUGGAUCGAUAACCAUCACAGUCUGCUUCAAACUUUUCAAACACCAAUUACAUUUCACUCAUAAAAGCUAUAAAAUGUCUAUAUAGCGAUAAUGUGUAGUCCAUACCAUUCUAUAACUUAUAACUAAUUGAGAUAACGUACUUGAAAUAGUCAUAUCAUUGAACUUGUAAAUGGUUAGCUGGUGUGAAAGCAAUUUUGCCAAUUGAAAACGUUGUAUUUACAAACAACUAAAUAUUAUUCGUUCGAUAAAUUACAGACAGUUCAAUUAUACAAAAAAAACGUUAGCCACGCUGAGAUUAAAAUAAUUGUGAGUAAACAGAGAGGUUCGAGCAAAUCGAUAAAAUUUAAUCAUUUCGAUAUACCAUAUGAAUGGGAUGAGUACAGUGAGUGGUAUGUAUAGUGCUAUAUAAUAGUGAAACCCUCGGCAAUAUAAACUUUGGGCUUGAAUUUGUUUGCAUUUCGAGCACUUCAUUCAACAUACAUGCCGGAAGUGGUGUUAUACUCAUACGUAUACUAUACACAGCCUAAUCCAUAUAAUGCAUGCAAUAAACGGUGAACGCAAACCUAAUAAGCCUUCUCUCAUUGUGAUUAACACACAGCAGGAUAAAUCCGCUCAAUCUACUAAGGUUGUUGACCUUAUUAGAACACGUACUCGUACAAAGGAAAGAUUCUAUUCCAUUGAAGUAUCACAUUCUGGCAGUUUGUUGUUGAAUUUUAAUGACUUCCUUGUACAACCACUGUUUACAUCAGUCACUUGGUUUAGGGAUAAUCUGGAAGCUGAAAAUGAUUCGGUUGAGCCUAGCGUUCGACUGAUGAAUGCUAUAAAAUCAACACCAACCCUUCUGCAUCUAACAUGCUACCAGUUGACUGAAGAGAAGAUUGAGAAACUUUUGAAAAUGAAACUUACAAAUGUGCUGGCUUUACGCGGGGAUGAAGUCACGCCAAACCCGAUAUUUCGACACUCAAUUGACUUGGUCCGACGCAUAAAACAUACGAGUGGCAACACAUCCCUGGCAGUGGCUGGUUAUCCAGAACAACAUCCUGAGUCGAUAUCGAUGGAAAUGGACUUGAAAUAUUUACGGGAUAAGGUGGACGCUGGGGCCGACUUCAUAAUCACACAAACGUGCUUCUCAUCAGCGAAAAUAAAGGAAUUCAUUAGAAACUGUCGCGACGUGGGAAUUAGGGUGGCAAUAGUGCCUGGAAUUUUUGUUCCAUCUACGUUCAAUUCAUUAUUGGCAAUGUGUCGAAUAUGCAAAAUUAGAGUUCCCACAGAAGAAUUUCAGAUGUACAAAAUGCUGAAGGACGAUUCGAAGACGUUUCAACACUAUGCUGUCCAGAGCACCGUCCGAUUGUUAAAUGACUUACUUCACAAAGAUGACGAUGAAGCCGCUGCUGCUGUGGGAGUUCACUUUUUUACUUUGAAUAAUUUCGCUAUGAUUCAUAGAGUGAUCGCAAAUUUCGAUUUCAAAUAAAAUGUACUGACGACACGGGCGACGCACAGCGCUAAUAGGCCAAUCGGGCAAGUAAAUUUCAAAAGGCCCAAAAAAUUGUAACUUUCAUACAAAAAUUCAAAAUAGCAAUGUCCGGUAGUCCAGUCCAGUGAGUCGUUGCCUGACGAAACCAUGAAAAACCAGAUUUCGUUUCUCGUUAAAAAAACCGUUUUAUUUCCUGAAGUUAAUUGCAGAAAAUACUGUCAAUGGCAUGGGAACACGUAUGGCUAAAUAAAUAAUGGAAUUUAU